Messenger RNA from Nicotiana tabacum (common tobacco), 1695 nucleotides. Its product is annotated as transcription factor MYB61-like. The record is from RefSeq and is a predicted model, not a curated record. NCBI's taxonomy places the organism in Eukaryota, Viridiplantae, Streptophyta, Magnoliopsida, Solanales, Solanaceae.
GAUUCCUAAGCCUUCACUUUCAUUUUCCACAGCUUCCACUCUCCUUCCUAACUAUUAUUACAUCAUUUUCUCUCUCAACUUUCUUUGCUUCCGAAGAAGUAAAUAGAGAAGAGAACAUAAUAUAAUCCACCAGCUUGCUGCACUUAGCAUUCAACUAAAAAAGUUACAAAUUUUGCCUUGUUUUUCUGACCUUCUUGGCCAGCAUUGCAAUAUCACAUGGGGAGGCAUUCUUGCUGUUACAAACAGAAGUUAAGGAAAGGCCUUUGGUCUCCUGAAGAAGAUGAGAAACUUAUAAAGCAUAUUACUAAAUAUGGUCACGGCUGUUGGAGUUCAGUCCCUAAAUUAGCAGGUCUUCAGAGGUGUGGAAAAAGUUGUAGGCUCAGGUGGAUUAACUACUUGAGACCUGAUUUAAAGAGAGGGACAUUCUCGCAAGAUGAAGAGAAUUUGAUCAUUGAACUUCAUGCAGUUCUUGGGAACAAGUGGUCUCAAAUUGCAACUAGAUUACCAGGAAGAACAGAUAAUGAAAUUAAGAAUCUGUGGAACUCUUCUAUUAAGAAAAAGCUAAGACAAAGAGGUAUUGAUCCAAAUACACACAAGCCACUUUCUGAGGUUGAAAAUGAAGAGAAAGCGUCAGCAAACAGUAACAAUAAGAACACUGACAAAGUUUCUGAAAGCUCCAAUAAUGAUCAGCUCAAUUUUGUUGAGGCUGCUCAUGAGAAUGGAUUUUCAAUAGAAAAGCCAAAGUCAUCUUCAAUGACAAUUAUGGACCAUUAUCCACUUAUUGAGACCAAUAAUAUUGCCCCACCAACUCAUGAAUUCUUCACCACAAAUUGCAAGUCUCCUUAUUUUUCUAAUUAUCUCUCCUUUCAGCACUUGAAUAAUUACACUCCCAACACCAAUAUUCUCUUCAAUAAUAAGAAUUCUGCUCAUGAUAUGGUAUCUGAUCAUCAGUUCAAUUGUAGCCUUUCACCCAUGUCGAAUUCUAUUCUCACUACAUCCCCGUUGGCACGUAUAAAGUCGCCUUCUUUAACUACUCUUCCUCCUGAUAAUAGUUUUAAUAUCAACAAGUCCCAGAAUUGGGAAGCUUGUACUCUCAGCAGCAACAGUAAUGGUAGCAGUAACAGUAUUGAAUUACAAAGCAACUGUUCAUUCUUUGAUAACAAUGCUGCAGCUUUCGCAUGGGGAUCAACAACAGCACAUGGUAGUGGGAAACCAGAGAGAGAAGAAAUCAAAUGGUCUGAGUAUUUGCAAACCCCAUUUUCACUAGGUUCUAACACAAUCCAGAAUCAUCAAAUUUCGUCUCAACAUCAAGACUUAUACAACAACGAAACAAAAUCCGAGACACAGUUCAUGACACAAGGUUCAUUGGGUACUACUACAACAUGGCUUCAAAACCAACCGCAAGAAUCUUCUCUACAAAAUGCAAACUUAUACAAUAGUAACACUUAUCAGAGACUUCCCGCCGCCUUUGGACAGUUUUCUUAGCCUAUUUUCACAGGUUAAUCUCACUUAUCAUGGACGGUUACUUCCCUACAGGUGUGUGUUAUAGAGUUUUUCUUAUUGAUCUGUAAAUAGAUCUUACACAUAUUUCCUUCCGUUGUCUCAACACUGGAUAUUCUUGAUAAAAUAUUGAAAUUUGUUGAUCAUCCUUUUGUGUAUGGUAUAUGAUAGUAAAUGUACUUCAAUUUUUUUUUC